Messenger RNA from Caretta caretta (loggerhead turtle), 4072 nucleotides. It is a transcript of the gene SPRTN, whose product is annotated as SprT-like N-terminal domain. Gene Ontology annotation, cellular component: nucleus. Gene Ontology annotation, biological process: DNA repair. The record is from RefSeq and is a predicted model, not a curated record. Gene Ontology annotation, molecular function: metalloendopeptidase activity; polyubiquitin modification-dependent protein binding; single-stranded DNA binding. NCBI's taxonomy places the organism in Eukaryota, Metazoa, Chordata, Testudines, Cheloniidae.
CUGAUUGAGGGGGCUGUACUCGCCGGGUAGUACGUAUGCGUCGGACAGAGCGGAAGUUGAGUGUGGGACGCUAUUUGGCGCACGCGCAAGAGGAAAGUGGUAGAAUACGCAUGUGCUGAGAAGGGGGCAACAGGAGGGUACCCAGCUGUAUUGCGCGUGCGCCAGAAUCCGAGUCAGCGGUUGCCGGUCGGGAGGCUGAGGGGCUCGCACAGUGCGCUUCCCCUGGGCCUGGGCCCGGGCCCGGGCCGACGGCGCUCCAUCGGGAUGGACGGAGACUUCCUGCUGGCGCUGCGGUUACAGGCGCAGUGGGAGGAAGAGGAGGAAGCGGCGGCGGUAGCGGCCUGUAGCGAGUUCCCGCGCGGCUCCUCAGCGCCGCCGCGGCCGCUCUCCGUGGUGGACGAGGCCUGGGAGCUGCUGGACCCGAGCCCCGACGUCCGCGGCCUCUUCGUGCAGUUCAACGAGACGCUCUUCUGGGGGAAGCUGGCGGCCGUGGCGGUGACGUGGAGCCCGCGCAUGACGCUAUGUGCUGGAGUGUGCAGCUAUGAAGGAAGAGGUGGGAUGUGUUCCAUCCGCCUUAGUGAGCCACUCUUAAAGCUAAGACCAAGAAAGGAUCUUGUAGAGACACUCUUACAUGAAAUGAUUCAUGCCCUAUUAUUUGUCACUAACAAUGACAAAGACCAUGAAUCCCAUGGGCCAGAGUUUUGCAAACACAUGCGUCGUAUCAAUCGCAUGACUGGAGCCAAUGUUACAAUCUAUCACGACUUUCAUGAUGAGGUGGAUUCAUAUCGCCAACACUGGUGGCGAUGUAAUGGCCCAUGUCAGAGUAGAAAACCUUAUUAUGGAUAUGUGAAACGCGCAAUGAAUAGGGCACCCUCUGCGCGAGACUUCUGGUGGUCUGACCACCAACAGACCUGUGGAGGAACGUUCUCAAAAGUAAAGGAGCCAGAGAACUAUUCUAAAAAAGGCAAGGAGAAAACCCAGCUAGGAAAGCUUUCAAACUCUGAGCCAUCUGAUACCAAAGGAAGGAUACAUGGAGGUGAUAUACGAAGCCUAAUUCCUUUUAGUGGAAAAGGAUAUCAGCUUGGAGGAGCAGGCCUUUGGUCCUCUGAGAGACACAAAAGUUCCAACAGUAUUAAGGGCAGAGAAAUACCCAGUCCACAAUGUUAUUCAGCAGCUGGAACCGCAAGAUCAGUUCCUAAAAAUGAACUAAAAUUUGAACCAAACACAUUCAGUACCAGCAUUUCCCAUCCAGUUUUUACUGAUCGCUCCAAUCAUAAAAACAGCUUUGCUUUGAACCACAAGUUUCCUAAAAUAUCUGUCGCUAAUACAAAAGCUUACAGGAAUGUUGAUGGGUCGCCUGUUAAAAUUUCUCCUGUUAAUGGAGGAAAUUUGAACCAAAGUCCUACAAAUGCCAAGUCGGUUUUUCCAUCUUCUAAUGAGACACCAAAACAAACUUCCUUUGAACAAGCUGAGACAACUCUAAGAUCCUGGGUUUCAUCCCAGGAAAAUAGCAGCUUUGAAAGUGGUGGUAUACCACAGAAACGGCCAAAAACGGAAGACAAAUCUGCCUUUGUAAACUACUUUACAAAGAGAGAGAGUACUGAUGGCACUUCUAGAACUAACACUCCUAUAAAAAACAAUGCUGAACCAACAGUGUCCUCUGAAAGUUGUAGUUCUGCUGUUAGUCAGAAUAAAAAAGUUAGUUGUCCCGUUUGCCAGACCGAGGUUUUGGAGACCAAAAUAAAUGAACACCUAGACUCUUGUCUGACAUAACCUUUGAAAUGCAAUAUCACAGCUAAGUACUAAGAAUUGUUUGAAAUCUUCAAAUUACAUUGCUCAGGAUUUAUCCAAUUAUGAUUGUUAUUGUGUGCCUGUACACUGGCCUGUAUUGUCCAAGCUGGUAACUUUCCUAUAUGUGUAAAGUGGAGUCUGAAUUUCAGCAUGAAGGGAGGGCAGUUCUGAUCCUAACAUGCAACUCAAAAAAAAAAAAAAAAUCAGAUGUAUAGACUCUCCCGGUGCUUGUGUCCCAAAGAGCCUAAGGGUAUAUGUACGCUACCAAGCCUACAUCAGCAAAUUAUGCCAGCACAGGUGACAGGAGGAGGAAUUCUGUUGGUGUGGGAACAGCACCUCCCUGAACGAUUUUAGCUGUGCCAGCAGAAGCCCUCUUCUGUCCGUAUAGCUGUGGUCUGUGCUGGUGGUAUAGUUGGAAUAAGUGUGUCGCUAUGAGGAUUGGUUUUUCUACACCCCGACCAACAUAGCUCUGUCGGUAUAAAUUUUGAAGUGUAGACCAGGCCAAAUACACUCCUGAUUUUAGUAAAUGCAAUUGUGGUUGGGUUACAUUUUUACUGCAGAACCUAAGAAGGUCUCUUCCCAUAGUAACACUUACUAGAUUCUGAAAUCUUAGAUGAUUUCUAAAAGCAACUUAACGUUUUUAACCAUGUUUUGUCUUUUUGUACUUUUCCUCAGUCCCCAAAAUGUUCUUUAACUCAUCCCUCGCCACCUUUUAAAUUUAACUUCUAAAUUGUCCCCUUCCACAUAAACUGAUACCAACUUAUCAGUUUACCACAAUGAAAAUGUGUUAAAUAGUGGGCAUUUUUUUAUAUUCUUAUAACACCAAAUAUUGUGUUUUGGCCACAGCUGCCGACUCUCCAGAUAUCCGUUUUGCCCAAAACUUUUUAAAGGGCAGGUAGGAAUGAGGAUGGAAUUAGAUUUAAAUUAUGGUUGUAUCCACACUGCCAGCGAGGGGUGUGAUUCCCCUGGUCAUGUACACAUACUCACUCUAGCUCUUUUCAAUACCCACCUGAAACCAGUAGAAAUGUAUGCACUCAGCUCAGCCAUAUCUCUGCUGCUGCUACAUUGCUAUUUAUAUUUGCACUAGCUGGAUGAGAGUGCAAGUAUGUAUAAACAACCAGGGGAAUCACACCUCUUGCUUGCAGUGUAGACAUAGUUUAAGUCUUCAGCAAAAAUGGGGAGCAGCUUAGAAGUUAAAAAAAAAAUAUAGUAAGUCUAUUUUAGCAUAAUCUUGUAAGUGGAGAGCAUGGGUAGAAAAUUAGUGAUAUGGGAGGGAUUCUAGAUACUUACACUGCUUGAUGCAUUUGAUGAAGCAUUAGGCUGUAGACUUAAGGCCCUAUUAGAGAUACAUACUGGGUUUUGAAGCAUUGGUUAAGAGGGACAGGAAUAGGAUAAUUUUUGUUUAGCCACUUUGGUUGGUUUUUAAUGUGCAUGGAUGGUAUGCAGGCAGUGACAGCUAAUUCAUGGUCCAACAAUCUCCACUUUUUUUCCUUCUGUCCCUCACAUUGGCCUUGCUGCAUAUAUUGACGCGUCAGUGGCUUUCACUCUUUAACUCCAAGAAUGUGUAGUGUGCGUUUCUGUAUAUUUGACCGCUAAAGGCUAAAACCACCAAGAGUAAAAAUAGGGCUGAGUACAAGUAGCAAAACUAGAAGACCAUGUCAUAUCACUAGUCCUGCUACAGAAUUCUAACUGAAGGCCUGAAUUUAAAUGCAGAUUUCCAAUUGAAUUCCCAUUGCAAUCAUUGGCAGAGCUUUGCUUUGCUUCCUUAUCAGCCUAAUUAAUAGUUCAGUCAGUAUAUGCUAACAGCAUUCUAUUACAUGUUAUGAAUACCAAGUAAGAUGUAUAAAGCCUACUAAAAUGUUUACAGUUCUGUUGGUGCACUAAAGGUAUUUAACUGACUGGUUUGGGCAAUACUGUCACAGUUUGAACUAGCUUUCCCAAUGAAUUUAUUAUACACUAGGUUGCUUUUUGAACUGCUGGUAGGUAUAUAUGGUGGCUAUGAUGCAGACAAAAGUGUAAAUACAGGUUGUCUUGUUAUAAAUGUAACGUGGCUUACAAUUGACUUCCUCUGAGAUGAGAAAUAAACAGAUCAGACAGUUACGGAAUUUGACCCGUGCUAACUAAUAUCUAGUUUCAAAGUAUAGGGGAAAAAAAAACCCUAAGAUUGCAUAGAAUGUACUUUUUUUCAAGAAACUGAAUUUUAAAAUACUGACAUUACUGAAAUGUUUUAAUGACCUUAACAAAAAUGUCUUGCAUAUUCUGAAUAAAUCAUGAUGCUGAA